GCAUGCUAUCUUUAAUGGAAACCGCAAGUGCCGUGCCGAAUGAUUGCGAUGAGGCAGGGGAGUGCGGUGAAGGAUGUGGUAUACAACAGCGGUUCUUCAGAAUGACAAGACUAGCAUUAGCCUUAGCCAUUAUUGGCUGUAAACCCCCUGGAACAAGUGGGAAAGAGCAUGCUGAAUAUUUGGCUGCAUGUCUGCAAUGUAAAAAUGAAAACUGGAAAGAAAAAGCUCAACUCUUAGAGGCUGAGGUGUUCCGACUGCAGCAAGAACUUUUACUUGUAAAAGAGGUUGGUACCAUGGAGAAUAUUUCAGAAGAUCUAAGAAGUUCUCUAAACCAAGCAGUUCAACAUGAAGAUUACUAUGGCUAUGAGACAUACAAUGAACAAAAUCCAGGAAUUCUGCUGCAGUGUAAAGAAAAUUCAGAUAUUGCUGGAUAUAAAACUUAUUCAUCAGGAAAUUAUUGGGCUCUUACAAAGAAAAGAAUUAAUCCUCAUAUAAGUUUUUUUCAGAAUCUGGUUGGUCUCAGAAAAUUAAAAGAAUAUGGAAAUAUAACUAAUCCUCUUUAUUCUUACAGUGAGUGCUCCUUAAUAACUGAUUCUGUCAUACAGUUACUAGAUGGAUUACUUAGAUACUGUAAAACCUUAAAAUUUCCAUUUUCUUCUAAAUUACUUAAUGAAGCUGUGGUAGCCUUGUCCGGUGUAAUGGAACAUGGCAACGCUUCGAAUGUUGUGGUGUUUCAGAAAACUGAAAAAUUCCUGAAAGACUUUGCAAAGUUAAUUCUUGAUAAUGGAGAGCUUAUGAGGGUAAGUAAGGUUACAGAAAUGUAUCUUUAAUUCAUUAUAAAAUGUUCAGCAAUGCAUAUGCAACAUUUUGUUCAAAUGCUUGAUAAGUAGCUGUUAAGCAAAUGUUUCAGAAACUUGUUUAACAGUAAUGUAAAGUAACCAAUUGCAUAUUUUCUUCAGGGUCCGUUUAAUGUUAAACUUAAUUUUUUUGUGUGAGAUUUUGAACUUGACUUGGCAAUUUCUUUCAUAGAAUGACAUUUUUUUUUGUAAUCUAUCCACAAUAUGAAUAGAUAUGACUGUACUGCAGACAUUUUCAUAAAGCAAAUAUUAGAGUUUUAAUUCUGCACUGAAAGUCCAACAACCCUUUUAUAUCUGUACAGUAUUGGGAUUCCAAGAAAAAUAAGCUUUAAUUGAGAGCUGCAUUAAUGAUGUUAUAAA
This is a messenger RNA of Erpetoichthys calabaricus (reedfish), 1217 nucleotides long. It is a transcript of the gene mei4, whose product is annotated as meiosis-specific, MEI4 homolog (S. cerevisiae). NCBI's taxonomy places the organism in Eukaryota, Metazoa, Chordata, Cladistia, Polypteriformes, Polypteridae. Gene Ontology annotation, biological process: meiotic DNA double-strand break formation; homologous chromosome pairing at meiosis; DNA recombination. The record is from RefSeq and is a predicted model, not a curated record. Bases 3 to 830 code for a protein of 275 amino acids. The transcript has 3 exons. Gene Ontology annotation, cellular component: lateral element.